Molecule: messenger RNA, 1122 nt
Organism: Frieseomelitta varia
Lineage: Eukaryota; Metazoa; Arthropoda; Insecta; Hymenoptera; Apidae
Product: abasic site processing protein HMCES
Exons: 6
Coding region: 152-1105 (317 amino acids)
Biological process (GO): DNA damage response
Molecular function (GO): single-stranded DNA binding
Source: RefSeq, a predicted model, not a curated record
UUUUUAUAUCAAACUUAUUUUCAAAUUGUUUUAACCAAAUUGAAGGUGACAGGGAAUACAAUCCAUGCUUUUAAUUACUCAUAAAUUCCCGCCAGAUAUAAUAUGUGUUAGAUGGCACUGAUAUAUCAUUGAAGAGAGUGGCGCGAAAAACAUGUGUGGUCGAGCCGCUUGUUCCCUGAAUCCGGAGACUUUAUGUCGUGCUUGCGAAUACGAAAAUGCAACCGGUAAACGACAGACGAUAUCAUGGACCAAAAGCGACGUCGAAUAUGUUCCAUCCACCAAUAUUGGUCCCAAAGAUGUUCUUCCGUGUAUCAUUGCUGGUUCACAUUGUGGCGAAGAGAAUGAAAGAGUCCUUUGUGCCAUGAUGUGGAGUAUGAUUCCGCCCUGGCAUGAGGGAGAUUACAAAAAGCACAGCUUGUCAACGCAUAAUGCACGUUUGGAGAAUAUUAAAAAUUCCAAACUAUACAACUCGCCAUUGCGCAAUGGGCAAAGAUGCAUAAUAAUUUGUGAAGGAUACUAUGAAUGGAAAGCUGGGAAAACUAAAAAAGAUACUAAACAACCGUAUUACAUUUAUGCCAACCAGAGGAAAGAAAUAGAAGCAGAUGAUCCUUCAACAUGGGAAGACAAAUGGUCCGAGCAGGAUGGGUGGCAAGGAUUUAAAGUCUUAAAGAUGGCAGGGAUUUUUAAUAAAUUUAAAACUAAAGAGGAUAAGAUGAUAUAUAGUUGUACAAUAAUUACUACUGAGGCAAAUAGUGUUCUCUCUUGGUUGCAUAACCGGGUACCUCUUUUUAUAAAUAAAGAACAAGAUUUAAGGCUCUGGCUGAAUGAAAAAUUAUCAAUAGAUGAGGCUAUUGACAAAUUAAACAAAUUAACGUUAUCAGAAGAUGAUUUAAAUUGGCAUACAGUUUCAACUCGUGUAAAUAAUGUAUUAUAUAAAAACGAAGAUUGCAGAAAGAAGACAAAAGCAAUAGGAGAGAAAAAAAGCAACUCUACUAGUUUUAUGGCUUCUUGGUUGAAGAAGGGGUCUGCAGAGUCAGCUAAGAGAAAAACUACCGAAACUGGAAAAGAUGAUAACAGACCAACGAAAAUUACAAAGGAAAACUAAAAAACUAAAUUUAAAAA